CAUUCCUCUCCAACUUUUCUCUCCUCCUCAAACCCUUUCUCUCAUCUCGUCGUACGAAAUCCUAAAAAUUGUCCGACACAAUGUUCGUUUCACGAGACAGAAACAGAUCACAUGCCACUCGUUCGUUCUUGGCCGCCGCCUCACCGCUCCCCGAUCCAUUCGGAUGAAAACCCGCUUACUGGACCUUAUUAUUUUUUGUGCCUUACUGCCAACUCACGGGCUGCUGUUGAUGACUGGACCAUGUUUGCUUCUGCCAGCCAGACAGCCAGCACCUCCAUUUUUCUUGCAUCUCGUACCUCACGAGUAUGCACUCGCUAUCCUGCCGUCGAUCGAUUAUGCGCAUACGAUCCGGAGACUUGCAGCAGCAGCAGCAGCAUCUAGCUUAGAAGGAAGAUCUUAGACAGGACAGGCGGCGGGGAUGGCGGCUCCUUCCGCGACCGCGACGGGCUCGACGACGACCGCGACCGAUCCGAAAGCGUUUUAUGGAUACCUGUUCGAGGUGGAUAAGAAGCCCACCAAGACUUUGGAUGCGCUGCUCCGGGGCAUCGCGGGCUAUAUCAGUGAGAAUAUAGGGAAUAAGGAUCAGAAGGCUUUGACGCCCGAUAAGUUGGCCAGCUUCUAUAAGGCUGUGGGAGGGAAUUAUGAUUCGCUCUUCGUCGAUGUCCCCAACCCGUCGAUAUCGUGGAUCUAUGCAUCCAUAGGCUGUCAACAUACCCUCCAACCUACAACCGAUGACUUCCAACCACCCUGCGUGCCUGCGCUCACAACGAGAGGCUUUGUACGAUGGCAAUCCAUCGAGAUCUUGCUUGGACCAGAGGAACACGUUCCAUUCAUCCAAAAUGCUGUCAGAGACUUCAACAUAAAACAUCCAGACACAGGAGAGCUAUUCCCCGGUCCCGUACCCAAAGAAGCCUUUCCCCUAGUCGCAGACCCCGAGAUCGAGAAAUGGCACGAUCAGUGCGCACAAGAGUUACGGAAACGAGCAACACCUACAGAGAGUAUGCCAGAUGAGAGAGAUUUCAGACCAGAGAUGCCGCCGCGACCCAAAGUCCAAGCGACCUACGUCCACGUCCGACCAACUCGCCCCAGCGCCCGACCAACAUCAGAAUACUUCCCCCGAACCACACGAGAAAGUGUCCCUGGAGGACCACCCCCUACGAGCGCGAGGCCAUUCUACCAACACGUCCACUCUGCCACCGGGCAGCCAGUUCGACCAAAACUAAGCAGAAGUCCUAGCCACCGCGCCCGACAAUUCCUCGCUCCAGAAGACGACAUCGCAACUGGUCCGCGAACAGCGAGGACGAGAAGGAGGAGUUUCCCCGAAAACAUGACCGCGAGUCCGACUUCGCCGCCAAACGUCGAGCCGGUGAGGAGUCCGAUGGACGACCCGCGUGUGAGGCGGCAUAGUCACCCCCGACACGCGAGACGAGGCAGCAUGAGCAGUGACGCGAGUAGCAGCGAAGAUGGCGGCCCGCCCAGCCCCAUGGACACGGAGCGCAGACGCAGAAGAAGGCGAGAUUACGCACGACCUCCCGAUCCAGACUCGCCUCAGGUGCCGCCUGCUGGUGUGCGGUACUCUGGGCCAGCGCCACCUGUAGAUCCGAGAUUAAGACCUAGAGGCCGAGUAAGAGUCGACGAAGAAGAAGAAGUAAAGCGGAGAAGCUUCCCUAUCCCCAUCGAUCUGAGCGGGAAAUUGAGCGCGCCGUUCCUACUCGGGAAGCGGGACCGGGCUGCUCAGGCCGCGAGGAGCAAUUCUCGGAAUAAUGGGAACUUAAGGUGGAAAGAUCUCGAUGGGCCGGAUUUGUGGCGGAGUUCGGGGGGCAGUAUGGAGGAAGACGAACGGCCUGCUACUAGCGGGAGGAGGAGCGGGGAGUAUAAGCGCCGAGAGAGGGAACCGCGGCCGAGGAUGAGCGAGAGAAGGAGUAGUCAUGAGGAUGGUGGGGGAGGAGGCGGGAGACGGAGCCACAGUGAUCGAGAUGCGGUGCCGGUGUCUGAUCGGAGGAGUUUUCGGGACAGGGAGAGGGAGAGGCGGUAUGGGAGUCCGAUUCGAGGCGUGGAUGGGAGGAGGUAUCCUGCUCAUUGAGUGAGUGGUGUUUGGUACGAUAUAUGGUUGAAUGACGAUUUACGAAGAUCUACCAAAGAUAAGACAUCUCCGCAAGGUUUACAUGCACGAUUUUAUAGGGAAUAUAAUACACUCUCUUCUUUUGAGGAUAGGGGUUG
Mollisia scopiformis is the source of this 2220-nucleotide messenger RNA. RefSeq lists its product as uncharacterized. Bases 419 to 2083 code for a protein of 554 amino acids. The record is from RefSeq and is a predicted model, not a curated record. The transcript has 3 exons. Lineage: Eukaryota; Fungi; Ascomycota; Leotiomycetes; Helotiales; Mollisiaceae.